GAUGGUGGUGGGACAGGCUGUGCAUUUCUGUGUUCGUACUUACCAGUACCAAGCGUUCAUAGGUCAUUAGUGUUAGCUGCUUUUUUUAGGGGGGUGGAUUAUGUUUUUUUAUACAACUGCAAUAAACAAUUCAACCUCGCAGAUGUAUUUUUUUCCCUUUUGUUAAAUAAGAUUUUGCUUCAGUUUGAAUUUGUGUUGGCUUCAUUGGAUAAAAUGAAUGUCCACAAAAAAGAAUGUCUAUGAUUUUAGGAGUUCUGGUCGUCUAUUUUGCAUCCUCACCUAAAAGAUGCCACUUCUGCAUCCUGAAAUGGAGGAAUUGCUGCUGCAUACUGUUCUAUUCUCACAAGGGGAUUACUUACUUAAAAGCCAGUUCUGGAAACUUUGUCCACACCCCUAUUAGGAUAAAAAGAGUUAAAACAGGACGGAAGCAUCUGAGUGCUCACUGAAUAGAGCUGUGGCGGAAGUAAAGGAACCCUGCAGCCUUCCCAUGGUCUCUGUGCACAUGGAGAACAAGGAAAAUGGCUCUGUCGGUGUGAAAAAUUCCACGGAGAAUGGGAGACCACCCGACCCUGCAGACUGGGCUGUGAUGGAUGUCGUCAAUUACUUCCGAACAGCAGGAUUCGAGGAGCAAGCCAGAGCUUUUCAGGAGCAGGAGAUCGAUGGGAAGUCCCUGCUAUUGAUGACAAGGAAUGACGUGCUGACCGGACUGCAGUUAAAACUGGGGCCCGCGCUGAAAAUCUACGAGUAUCAUGUAAAGCCUCUGCAGACGAAGCAUUUAAAGAGCAGCUCUUCAUAGCUGUCAGACUGAGGCUCAGACCUCGGCAGAUACACCUCGGUGCCGAAACCUUGUAAGCAGAAGACGUGCCCGUGUACAGGUAAAGAAUUUCAACCCAGCGAAAUGGUACCCUACCAGAUGGACUAGGCAGUCCGUCCGCCGACCCGACUCCACCGGGAGGAGGAAAGAACGUGCACCAGAUGUCUCUUCUUGAGGCGCUUUUCAAACAGAGCGAUCUGCCCAUGAGGCCUUUGAAACCAUAAGGAUUGUCCUCCUUUCUUCAUAGAUUACUUUCCAUAAACUCCCCAGUUAAGAGAGUUCAAGUAGAAUAAUUUAGGGAGGUAGAGAGAAGAGAAAAAAAGGAGUGCUUUCUCCUUUGAGUCCCUCUGCUCUGUAGAGCUUGUGCUCCUUGAAUGGGAUUGCUGACACCCCUUUUUAUAGAGGGUCUUCGACUUGACCUUAUUAAGGUUUCACUGGGGUUUGCGGAGUUUGAAAUGAACCUGUGUCACGGCCCCUUGAGAAGCACAAGCAGUUGUGCCCCUGGGCCUCCCGUCCAUGUUGAACUGCCUGUCCUAGCGAUUCACACAUUCGCUUACUUGGCUCUUUGUUGUUGAAGAAAGCCUUUUGUUUGUUUACUUUGUGGUUUGUAUUUAUAAUAAUUUGUUACUGAAGAAAUUUGCCAAGAAUCAAUUACAGAUCACAAUGCCUUGUUACCAGUACAGAGUAUUUUUAUAUCUAUACCUUCACAAUGCUGUCAUAUUUUUUAACAGUCCUAGGCCUUGUUUGGUUCCUGGUUUGAGUGCUUGUCUUUAAUAACUUGAAAACAUGGGCUUGCUACAUCUCUGUUCCAAGAGACACUUGUCCAGUCACUGCGCGUCAGUGGCCUUGUUGAAUUGGUGCUUUGUGCUUACAAUAAAGCAUUGGUUAGUACAGCCAGGGGGGGGUCUCUGGUUCCUUCUUCAAAGAUUGAAGAUUAGAGUCUCCUGGAAGCCAUAAAGAGAUAAUUAAGCCUUUAAAAAAAAAAAAAAAAAA
Messenger RNA from Jaculus jaculus (lesser Egyptian jerboa), 1807 nucleotides. RefSeq names its product sterile alpha motif domain containing 13 (gene Samd13). The record is from RefSeq and is a predicted model, not a curated record. The transcript has 4 exons. Bases 488 to 796 code for a protein of 102 amino acids. Gene Ontology annotation, molecular function: protein binding. NCBI's taxonomy places the organism in Eukaryota, Metazoa, Chordata, Mammalia, Rodentia, Dipodidae.